This is a messenger RNA of Aspergillus pseudoviridinutans, 1473 nucleotides long. RefSeq names its product FAD-binding oxidoreductase. The transcript is spliced from 5 exons. The coding region runs from base 1 to 1473 and encodes 490 amino acids. The record is from RefSeq and is a predicted model, not a curated record. NCBI's taxonomy places the organism in Eukaryota, Fungi, Ascomycota, Eurotiomycetes, Eurotiales, Aspergillaceae. Gene Ontology annotation, molecular function: FAD binding; oxidoreductase activity.
AUGGCACAAGUUAUUAAGACGUUGGCAUACCUUCUUAUUGUGACCAACGCGGCCGCGUACGAUGAAUCCUACCCAGGAUAUCAUAGCCCAUUGCAGACUUGUGCCCAACUAUCUACAGUCUUUGGCUCUGCACUUCAUUACCCCGAUAACGACAACUUUUUGAUCUGGGAUGCGAAGCAGCAAGAGGUCCAUCCAGCCUGCCGCGUCGAGCCCUCCAGUGCCACUGAUGUGGCCAAGGUCCUGAACAUCCUCGUGGAGCACUGGUGCUACUUCUCUGUGAAGGGCGGUGGGCACUCUAGGAACCCGGGGGAUUCCAACUCAGCCGGAGGUGUCACUGUGGACCUGGACCGGAUGAGAGAGGUCCAGGUCUUGGAUAAUGGCACUAAGGCAUGCGUUGGUGGCGGUGCAACCACUUUCCAAGUCUAUCACGCCCUGGAAUCUCGGAAUCUAUCAUUUGUUGGCGGCAGGGUCGGCACUGUCGGCGUCGGGGGUUAUACCCUGGGCGGAGGCACGUCCCCUUUGUCGAAUAAGUACGGCUGGGCAUUAGACAAUGUCUACGAGUAUGAGGUUGUUCUCGCCAAUAGUACAGUCACGACCGCCUCUGACUCUCACAGUCCGGACCUUUAUUUCGCUCUCCGGGGCGGUGGGAAUAAUUUCGGCAUCGUCACAGCCUUCAUCGUUCGCACAUUCGCUCACGGCCCUGUCUUCACCAGCACGACAUCCUACUCCGCCAACCAGACUGAGGAGGUUCUUGACAAGGUUUACGAGCUGUACACGGGCAGCGGUCUCACCAGUGAUGUUGAACUAGGAUACGACUUGUAUUAUACCUAUGUCGCUGGCAGCGACGAGUUCGUCUUGACAGGCACCCAGCGCUACGGCAAGCCGGUUCAGAAGCCUCCGGUCUUCCAAGCAAUCGAUCAAAUCCCAACAUUAAGUAGGGUCACAACCAUAGGCAGUCUGGCCAGUCUGGUGAACGAGUCCAGCCCAAUGGGUGCUACCCGGAAUUGGUUUGCUACGUUGACCGUCUCUCCAUCGCGCUCCCUGCUCUCCCAAGCCCUCCAGAUUUUCUCGCACGAGGUUGAGGCUAUCAAAAGCGUGCCCGACCUCGUUCCCAACUUUAUCUGCUACCCGCUACAAAGGAAUGCCAUCGCUGCUAUGAAGCAUCGAGGUGGUAAUGCUUUGGGCAUCGAGCGCGACGAACCUCUUUUCACCUGGUCUCACGGGCGCGACGACGCCGCCGUUGAGAGGAUGAGCGUAAAUGUUGUUCGCAGACUCCAGGCGGCAGCUGAGAAUCUGGGGGUUGCGAACCGGUAUCUGUACGUCAACUACGCAUCUGCGGCGCAGACUGAUGCAUUUUUUGCUGGUUACGGUACUGGCAAUAUGCGAAGGCUGAGGGAGAUUCAAAGGGCAGUGGAUCCUGACGGAAUUUUCACCUCCAAAGGUCUAUGGAAAGGGUUUGUCAAGCUGCUGUGA